AAAACCUUUGCUGGAUUUCCAUGAUUGAUUUGUUAUACAAUUUAGGAUGUGGGUGAUCUGUCUUGGAUGAUGUUACACUUUGAUGUGCUGCACACGUUUAAAUGUUUGCCCUUUAGAAAUACUGUGCCUGAAAAUGAUUUGUGAUUUGUGUGGUUGUAAUGGGUUUCCUAGGUUUGAUCCUUGUCUUCCAGUGUCAAACUACAUUGAAGUGAUUGCUUUGGAUUCUAUAAUGUGUCUUGAUGUAAUUAUUUUAAUUUACCUUCUGUCACUUGCAGGGAGAGUGACAAUGGCUGAUAAGGUCCAACACCCCACAGUGAUGCAGAAGGUUGCUGGCCAGUACCUGGCCUCCCAGGAUGUUCAGAGGUAUGAUGGUGCUUUCCAGAGGCCUGCCUUGUACCAAAGGCGUGCAUAUGGAAACUACUCUAACGCAGCAUUCCAGUACUGUGGUUCAUCUUCAUCUGUCUCGUCCAUUGUACCAUCAACUGGAUCACCUGUUUUUGUUCAAGCACCAGCUGAGAAAGGGUUGGCAGGCUUUGCUAUUGAUUUUCUCAUGGGAGGAGUCUCUGCAGCAGUUUCUAAAACUGCUGCUGCACCUAUUGAGCGUGUGAAGCUUUUGAUCCAAAAUCAGGACGAGAUGAUCAAGACUGGCAGACUUGCCGAGCCCUACAAGGGUAUUGGUGACUGUUUUAAGAGGACAGUUGCUGAUGAAGGCUUUGUUGCAUUGUGGAGGGGUAACACAGCUAAUGUCAUCCGUUAUUUCCCCACCCAGGCCUUGAACUUUGCCUUCAAGGACUACUUCAAGAGGCUGUUCAACUUCAAGAAGGACAGGGAUGGUUACUGGAAGUGGUUUGCUGGUAACUUGGGAUCAGGUGGUGCUGCUGGUGCAUCUUCCCUUCUCUUUGUGUACUCAUUGGAUUAUGCUAGAACCCGUCUGGCCAAUGAUGCCAAGGCUGCCAAGAAGGGAGGCGAGAGGCAAUUCAAUGGUCUAGUUGAUGUCUACAAGAAGACUUUGGCAUCUGAUGGUAUUGCUGGGCUUUACCGUGGGUUCAACAUCUCUUGUGUUGGAAUCAUUGUCUACCGUGGUCUCUACUUUGGGAUGUACGACUCUCUAAAGCCAGUUCUCUUGGUUGGUGACCUCCAGGAUAGUUUCUUCGCUAGCUUUGCACUGGGUUGGCUUAUUACCAAUGGUGCUGGUCUUGCAUCCUAUCCAAUUGACACCGUGCGCAGAAGAAUGAUGAUGACGUCUGGCGAAGCUGUGAAGUACAGCAGUUCGCUGGCUGCGUUCAAGCAGAUUGUCAAGAAUGAGGGGACCAAGUCUCUCUUCAAGGGUGCUGGCGCAAACAUCCUCCGUGCCGUUGCUGGUGCUGGUGUGCUUGCUGGUUACGACAAGUUGCAGCUGAUUGUUUUCGGCAAGAAGUACGGAUCCGGCAGUGGUUAAGUUCCGUCACUGGUCUCUCUUUUUAGCCGUUUAGAUGUUGAUGAAAAUCUUUCACAUUCCGGGAGAAGGUGGUCCUCGCAGCAGACAGUCGUUAUGAUAUGUUUCUUCAAAUAAUUACAAAUUUUUUUUUUGAGAGGGGGUGGGUGAUAAAUACCCCCUGGACUUGCUUUCACUUGGGAAUUUUGGAUUAAGAAAGCUUUACAUUACUAGUUUGUGGCCUAAGGUGCCACUGUCGGAUGUUUCUAUUUUCUGUCAUCGAUUUGAGCGUUAAUCGACAUACAUUCCUGUUAUCCUUUUGUUAUGCAUUCGCAUGUAUUACUGUCAUGAUAAUUUAGGUCCGUCUUGUAUUGAAGUUCGCGAUCAUUGUGGUGGUAAGAUCAAUGGUCUGUUCACUAUUACAACAGAUUAAACUUGUCUACACGCUCUUUCUACAUCAUUGAUUUCGCGUGUCGGAUCGAAAGGCGCAGUAAAAUGAAAGUCUUUGUCAGCC
This is a messenger RNA of Linum tenue, 1928 nucleotides long. Lineage: Eukaryota; Viridiplantae; Streptophyta; Magnoliopsida; Malpighiales; Linaceae. The record is from the annotation of a GenBank genome assembly.